Messenger RNA from Nothobranchius furzeri (turquoise killifish), 1537 nucleotides. RefSeq names its product fibronectin type III domain containing 10 (gene fndc10). Lineage: Eukaryota; Metazoa; Chordata; Actinopteri; Cyprinodontiformes; Nothobranchiidae. The record is from RefSeq and is a predicted model, not a curated record.
UUGUGCGCGCUCCCCACGCUCCCAUGCACUGCGCGCGCUCUCCCACGUGCACACUCAUAGAGCACAUCAAAGCUUUUUUACGUCAGGGCAGACAGGAAGAAGAAAGCACAUCUGAUGGAUGGAUAGUUGGGAUCUCUGUCCUACAGAAAUAGGCCACAAGAAGAGCUGAUCUCAUGGCGGACAUCAGCCUGUCUCGGUGUGCCAUCGCCCAUCUGAUCCACUGUGAGUGAAAAUAAUCCGACCAGAGAUGACCGAGCAGCACCGCACAUCGCUGCUCGCCCUGUCGGUACUCCUGCUCUGGUGCACAUCAGUACACCAGACAGGCAGCAGCUCAUCAUCCUCGUCCCCAUCCAGGAAAACUGUCAACCAGCAUCAACUCGCUGCAUCAGCGAAGAUUCAGGAGAACGCAGGUCACGUGAUUAAUUCUUCUCUCACGUCAGAGAGAUCUGGACCGGGUCCAGAUGAAGGGGUGUCACCGGUGUGUGCCUACAGGGUGAUUGAGGGGGGGAUUUGGGGACAGCUUUGUUUUCGACAGACGCUGUUUGGGUACAAGUGUCUCAAGGAGGACUGCAGGUCACAAGUGUCUUUGGGGAGUCUGGUGGCGAACAUCCUCAUCAACGGCAGCGUACUGUUACAGUGGAGCCACGGGGGGGACAAGAACCGGGACAAAAAGAAUCUUAACGGGACAAACGCGACACGACUGCACGCUGUUUUCGGUGAACGGCGCCACCGGCGUGCAGGCUAUGAGCUGAGUUGCUGGUGGAACGGGAGCUACACCCAGUUCGAGUGCGCGAGUGUCCAUCUUGGAUCUGGCUGCAGGGACUUCCUCCUGUCCGACCUGCACGAGAACAUCCCAUACCGAAUCUGUCUGCGCUCCUCACCGGCCCGGUCCGACCCGGAUCAGGGAGAGCCGCGAGACUGCGUGGAGUUCACGCUGCCGCCGUCCGGGAUGCAGGACAUUGUGAUCGCCAUGACAACGGUGGGAGGGGCUAUAUGCGUGAUGCUGGUUAUCAUUUGUUUGCUGGUGGCAUACAUCACAGAAAAUCUCAUGAGUCCCACCGCGCAGCACGCGUACUCUUACCGUAGUCACACACGUCACUAAUGCCAGAGAAGAUCACGUAAACACGUGUCAUUGUCAGCAGGAUAGUAUCCUGACGCACAAUCUGUUCUGAAAAGAACAAGCCCCGCCCACCUCUGGCAGGGUGCACGAAACCAAAACAACUGUUAUGAUCUCUGGUCUUAGCAGGCCCAUUAAACAGCAAUACACUGACGGCCCCAUGACAUGGUUUUGGGUCUUGUGACAGAAAUGGUUUUGUUGAUGUCUCUGAGAGAAUUCUUGUUGACAUCCACAGGAACAACGUUCUGAAUGAAACUUUUCACCCAAUCAUCAAUGUCUGGUAUUGCUUUUAGAUCUGCAUGUAUUUGUAUUUGUAAAGGGCAAUACUAGUGUACAAUCCUAAUACUGUGCCAAGCAUCAUGAGCUAGAUUUCUUUUGUCUUAUUGACUAAAAAUAAAAGAGGUCCCUUUUAAUAUUUUA